AUGAGCCAGCAAUCUGUCUCCCAAUCUACUGGUAACGAGAAUGCAAGUGUCGGGCCUACCAUUGUAUCCGUGGAAUCCAGGAAUGAACUGAAGAAAGUACUGCAAGAUCUCAACGAGCUCCGAGCAAAACCUACGCCAAUCUAUCUGGAUGCGAUGGGAAUCGCCAAAGACGAGUUAAUCGACCUCCACCUAUUCGUUCCAUCAAACAGAACGCUGUACACGGUCAACGUGAGAAAACUGGGAGAUGUAGCUUUCUCGGCCGUAGGCAACUGUGACAUGUCUCUCGGAGUGCUUCUUGAGAUGACAAAUAUCCCCAAAGUGGGAUUCGACAUCCGCGACAUAUCCCGAGUUUUAUUUCACCAAUUCAACGUGUCGCUAGCUGGAGUUUAUGAUAUACAGCUCACGGAACUAGCAAGUAGAAAGGACGGGCAACAGAAAAAGUACCUAUCGGGACUAGCAAAAUGCAUCGAUCAAGAUGUCUCAAACGGGGAUCCCGACAAAGUCCGGUGGCUCAAUCCCGCUAAUGCAAAAGACCUACGAUUCUACCAAAAGUUCGGCCAUGCACCAUACUGGAUUAUGAAGCGGGUCGAGAUAUUCCCAUCAUUAUUCGAUGUUUACAACACCAAGCUUAGCAGACUGGGCAGUGCAUGCUGGCUGCGCCUUGCAGAACAAGAGUCAGAACAAAGAGUUCAUGACGCUAAAAGGAAAAGCAAGAAGAGAAAGGAGAAAAAGAGCUGGGGUCCAGAGGUCUUCUGGGACGAUCAGCAGAGGCAGACAGCCAAGGACGCCUGGAAGGAAAGCAUUAUGUUAAAUGCGCUGAUGGGGGACAUUGACAUUGGUAACGACGAUCAGUAG
This is a messenger RNA of Fusarium fujikuroi IMI 58289, 855 nucleotides long. RefSeq lists its product as uncharacterized. Gene Ontology annotation, molecular function: nucleic acid binding. The coding region runs from base 1 to 855 and encodes 284 amino acids. The transcript has a single exon. The record is from RefSeq and is a predicted model, not a curated record. Lineage: Eukaryota; Fungi; Ascomycota; Sordariomycetes; Hypocreales; Nectriaceae.